This is a messenger RNA of Thalassophryne amazonica, 7433 nucleotides long. Its product is annotated as putative GPI-anchored protein pfl2. The record is from RefSeq and is a predicted model, not a curated record. Gene Ontology annotation, biological process: regulation of glutamate receptor signaling pathway. The coding region runs from base 216 to 7004 and encodes 2262 amino acids. NCBI's taxonomy places the organism in Eukaryota, Metazoa, Chordata, Actinopteri, Batrachoidiformes, Batrachoididae. The transcript has 18 exons.
GUCUUCUUGUGUGAGCAUCACUCAUCCCUCCUCCUUUGGUUAAAUAGCGAUAAGGCUGACCAGGUGUCACAUCUUUACCUGGGCAUCAGUUCAAAGUAUCAGGAAAUCUACAUGGAUAGCAGUCUCUGCUGCACAGAACUGCAGUGUUGUCAUCCUCAUUCUCUUUUUAAAAACAAAUUUUGACUUCUGACAUUCAAGACAAGACAUCUACAGGCAUGGACCACAGACUGAUCCUCAGUGUCCUGUUGGUGACUCUCUCCUGGAUGUCCAAGAGCACCAAUGCUGAAACUACAACAACAGCAACUGUGGAAAUAACAUCAGAAAACGUCACAGCAUCAUCAGUGGCAGACACCACCUUUACCACUGCAGCGGUCAAUGCUACCACCCCCACUGUGGCUGCUACUCCAGUCAACAAUGCAACCACCACAGCGACUAAUGCAACCUCCCAAACAGCAGCUGCCACAGCACCUACCAACAUCACCACUGCAGCUGUCAAUGCUACCACCGUGACCAUGGCUGUCACAGCACCUACCAACAUGACCACUGCAGCUGACAAUGCUACGACUGUGACCAUGGCUGUCACAGCACCUACCAACACGACCACUGCAGUUGUCAAUGCUACCACCCCCACUGUGGCUGCUACUCCAGUCAACAAUGCAACAACCACAGCGACUAAUGCAACCUCCCAAACAGCAGCUGCCACAGCCGUGACCAGCUUCACCACUGCAGGUGUCAAUGCUACCACCGUGACCAUGUAUGUCACGGCACCUACCAACAUGACCACUGCAGCUGUCAAUGCUACCACCAUGACCAUGGCUGUCACGGCACCUACCAUCAUGACCACUGCAGCUGUCAAUGCUACCACCCCCACUGUGGCUGCUACUCCAGUCAACAAUGCAACCACCACAGCGACUAAUGCAACUUCACAAACAGCAGAUGCCACAGCCGUGACCAACAUCACCACUGCAGCUGUCAAUGCUACCACCAUGACCAUGGCUAUCACAGCACCUAUCAACGUCACCACUGCAGCUGUCAAUGCUACCACACCCACUGUGGCUGCUACUCCAGUCAACAAAGCAACCACCACAGCGACUAAUGCAACCUACCAAACAGCAGCUGCCACAGCUGUGACCAACUUCACUACUGCAGGUGUCAAUGCUACUACCGUGACCAUGGCUGUCACGGCACCUACCAACGUCACCACUGCAGUUGUCAAUGCUACCACCAUGACCAUGGAAGUCACGGCAUCUACCAACAUCACCACUGCAGCUGUUAAUGCUAGCACUGUGACCACGGAUGUCACGGCACCUAACAACAUCACCACUGCAGCUGUUAAUGCUACCACCAUGACCACGGCUGUCACAGCACCUACCAACAUCACCACUGCAGCUGUUAAUGCUACCACUGUGAUCACAGCUGUCAUGGCACCUACCAACGUCACCACUGCAGCUGUCAAUGCUACCACCCCCACUGUGGCUGCUACUCCAGUCAACAAUGCAACCACCACAGAGACUAAUGCAACCUCCCAAACAGCAGCUGCCACAGCUGUGACCAACUUCACUACUGCAGCUGUCAAUGCUACUACCGAGACCAUGGCUGUCACUGCACCUACCAACAUCACCACUGCAGUUGUCAAUGCUACCACUGUGACCAUGGCUGUCACAGCACCUACCAACAUCACCACUGCAGCUGUUAAUGCUACCACUGUGAGCACUGAUGUCACAGCACCUACCAACAUGACCACUGCAGCUGUCAAUGCUACCACCGUGACCAUGGCUAUCACAGCACCUACCAACGUCACCACUGCAGCUGUCAAUGCUACCACACCCACUGAGGCUGCUACUCCAGUCAACAAAGCAACCACCACAGCGACUAAUGCAACCUCCCAAACAGCAGCUGCCACAGCUGUGACCAACUUCACUACUGCAGGUGUCAAUGCUACUACCGUGACCAUGGCUGUCACGGCACCUACCAACGUCACCAAUGCAGUUGUCAAUGCUACCACCGUGACCAUGGCUGUCACGGCACCUAACAACAUCACCACUGCAGCUGUUAAUGCUACCACCAUGACCACGGCUGUCACGGCACCUACCAACAUCACCACUGCAGCUGUCAAUGCUACCACCCCCACUGUGGCUGCUACUCCAGUCAACAAUGCAACCACCACAGAGACUAAUGCAACCUCCCAAACAGCAGCUGCAAUAGCUGUGACCAACUUCACUACUGCAGCUGUCAAUGCUACUACCGAGACCAUGGCUGUCACUGCACCUACCAACAUCACCACUGCAGUUGUCAAUGCUACCACUGUGACCAUGGCUGUCACAGCACCUACCAACAUCACCACUGCAGCUGUCAAUGCUACUACCAAGACCAUGGCUGUCACUGCACCUAUCAACGUCACCACUGCAGCUGUCAAUGCUACCACCGUGACCAUGGCUGUCACUGCACCUACCAACAUCACCACUGCAGCUGUCAAUGCAAGCACCUCCACAGUGACAACAUCACAAGUGACAACAGCAGCGGCAACUUCAUCUCCUGUGCUUUUCAUCACAGCAGCACCUCUCAAUACUCUGAUUGAUCGUUCAGGGUGUGGCAGAACUGAUUUGUGCAUAUCUGUGGUCCCAAACUGUGAUCUAUCAGCAAUUACAUGCCUGUUUCUGGUUGUACAGCCACUAGGCGGUGAUCGGUUCAGAUUUAAAUUUUCAGGAUUCUCAAGUGGCUACAUUGCUAUUAUCAUCUCACCUGACCUCACACCGGGAGAAGAUGACACCAUGUACAUCUGUAACAACAAUGACAACAACAAGAAAGGAUCUGUCAUAUUUUUCUCCGCUCUGUUUGACCCGGGAGAGGUGACUUUGGUGCCGCCACAAAGUGUGACCUCAGUGACGGGCAGCGUCACAGGAAGAAGAAUCCAGUGUGUAUUUGAGGCACCGUUAUUUAUCUCAAUGGGAAGAAGCCUAACAAACAGCCUGUCACUCGGCGAAGGAAAACAGGCGAUCUCAGACAACGGAACUAUAGAAACUCCAGAAAUCACAUACCGAGGGGUUGGAAUAGACUUUAACAAUACAAACUCCACUGUACCCGAAAAUUUGAUUUCCAUAAAUGCAAGCACAACCACUGUAGCUGCCAGCACUGCCACCAGUGCAGUGACUAGUGCAACCACACCUACUGCAGGUGCCACUGCAGCUACCAACAUCACCACUGCAGCAGCUACUGUAAACACCAAUGCAACAGCAACAACCGCAGCUGCCACUGCAGCUACCAACAUCACCACUACAGCUGCCGUUGCUACCACCCCCACAACGACAACAUCUCAACUGACAACAGCAGUAGCAACUCCAGUUCCUGAGCUUUUCAUCAUAGCAGCACCUCUCGCUACUCCGAUUGAUCGUACGGGGUGUGGCACCACUGAUUUGUGCAUAUCUGAGGCCCCGAAUUGUGAUCCAUCACAAAGCCCUUGUAUCUUCUUGGCUGUUCGCUCAGUCGGCGGUGAAAGGGUCAGAUUUAAGUUUUCAGGAUUCUCAAGUGGCUACAUUGCUAUCAUCAUCUCACCUGACCUCACACCGGGAGAAGAUGACACUAUGUACAUCUGUAACAACAAUGACAACAACAAGAAAGGAUCUGUCAUAUUUUUCUCCGCUCUGUUUGACCCGGGAGAGGUGACUUUGGUGCCGCCACAAAGUGUGACCUCAGUAACGGGCAGCGUCACAGGAAGAAGAAUCCAGUGUGUAUUUGAGGCACCAUUAUUUAUCUCAAUGGGAAGAAGCCUAACAAAUAGCCUGUCACUCGGCGAAGGAAAACAGGCGAUCUCAGACAACGGAACUAUAGAAACUCCAGAAAUCACAUACCGAGGGGUUGGAAUAGACUUUAACAAUACAAACUCCACUGUACCCGAAAAUCUGAUUUCCAUAAAUGCAAGCACAACCACUGUAGCUGCCAGCACUGCCACCAGUGCAGUGACUAGUGCAACCACACCUACUGCAGGUGCCACUGCAGCUACCAACAUCACCACUGCAGCAGCUACUGUAAACAACAAUGCAACAGCAACAACCGCAGCUGCCACUGCAGCUACCAACACCACCGCAGCUCCUACUGUAAACAACAAUGCAACAGCAAGUACCGCAGCUGCCACAGCAGCUACCAACAUCACCACCACAGCUAACACUGUAAACAACAAUGCAACAGCAACAACCGCAGCUGCCACUGCAGCUACCAACAUCACCGCCGCAGCUUCUACUGUAAACAACAAUGCAACAGCAACUACCGCAGCUGCCACUGCAACUAUCAACAUCAACACCACAGCUGCUACUGUAAACAACAAUGCAACAAAAACUACCGCAGCUGCCACUGCAGCUAUCAACAUCACCACCACAGCUGCUACUGUAAACAACAAUGCAACAGCAACUACCGCAGCUGCCACUGCAGCUACCAACAUCACCACCGCAGCUGCUACUGUAAACAACAAUGCAACAGCAACAACCGCAACUGCCACUGCAGCUACCAACAUCACCACCGCAGCUUCUACUGUAAACAACAAUGCAACAGCAACAACCGCAGCUGCCACUGCAGCUACCAACAUCACCACCGGAGCUGCUACUGUAAACAACAAUGCAACAGCAACAACCGCAGCUGCCACUGCAGCUACCAACAUCACCACCGCAGCCGCCACUGUAAACAACAAUGCAACAGCAACUACCGCAGCUGCCACUGCAGCUACCAACAUCACCACUACAGCUGCCGUUGCUACCACCCCAACAACAACAACACCUCAACUGACAACAGCAGUAGCAACUCCAGCUCCUGAGCUUUUCAUCAUAGCAGCACGUCUCACUACUCCGAUUGAUCGUACCGGGUGUGGCACCACUGAUUUGUGCAUAUCUGAGGCCCCGAAUUGUGAUCCAUCACAAAGCCCUUGUAUCUUCUUGGCUGUUCGCUCAGUCGGUGGUGAUCGGUUCAGAUUUAAGUUUUCAGGAUUUUCAAGUGGCUACAUUGCUAUCAUCAUCUCACCUGACACCACACUGGGAGGAAAUGACACCAUGUACAUCUGUAACGACAAUAAGAAUACAUCGGUAAAAUUUUUCAGUGCUCUGUUUGACCAGGGCACAGUGACUUUGGUGUCGCCACAAAGUGUGACCUCAGUGACGGGUAACGUCGCAGGAACAAGGAUCCAGUGUGUAUUUGAGGCACUGUUAUUUAUCCCAAUGGGACGAACCCUAAACAACUUACUGUCGAUGGGCACUGGAACUGUUAUUGAAAAUGGAACUGCAAAACCUCCAGAACUCACAUACCAAGGGAUGGGAGUUGAUUUUAACACUCCAAACUCCACUGUCCCCAUGAAUUUAAUUUCUUCAACCACAAGCCCGACGACUGUAGCAACAACUGUGACUACCAUAGUGACAAACGCUACCUCCCCUACCGUGGCUACCACAGCAGUAACCAAUGCCACCACUGCGGCAGCCAAUGUUACCUCCCCUACAGUGUCUACCACAGCAGCUACCAAUGCCACCACUGCGGCAGCCAAUGUUACCUCCCCUACAGUGUCUACCACAGCAGUAACCAAUGCCACCACUGCGGCAGCCAAUGUUACCUCCCCUACCGUUGCAACGACAGCAGCUACCAAUGCCACCACUGCGGCAGCCAAUGUUACCUCCCCUACAGUGUCUACCACAGCAGUAACCAAUGCCACCACUGCGGCAGUCAAUGUUACCUCCCCUACCGUUGCAACGACAGCAGCUACCAAUGCCACCACUGCGGCAGCCAAUGUUACCUCCCCUACAGUGUCUACCACAGCAGUAACCAAUGCCACCACUGCGACAGCCAAUGUUACCUCCCCUACAGUGUCUACCACAGCAAUAACCAAUGCCAACACUGCGGCAGCCAAUGUUACCUCCCCUACAGUGUCUACCACAGCAGUAACCAAUGCCACCACUGCAGCAGCCACUGCAGCUACCAACAUCACCACCGCAGCUCCUACUGUAAACAACAAUGCAACAGCAACUACCGCAGCUGCCACUGCAGCUACCAACAUCACCACUACAGCUGCUGUUGCUACCACCCCCACAACGACAACAUCUCAACUGACAACAGCAGUAGCAACUCCAGCUCCUGAGCUUUUCAUCAUAGCAGCACCUCUCGCUACUCCGACUGAUCGUACGGGGUGUGGCACCACUGAUUUGUGCAUAUCUGAGGCCCCGAAUUGUGAUCCAUCACAAAGCCCUUGUAUCUUCUUGGCUGUUCGCUCAGUCGGCGGUGAUCGGUUCAGAUUUAAGUUUUCAGGAUUCUCAAGUGGCUACAUUGCUAUCAUCAUCUCACCUGACCUCACGCCGGGAGAAGAUGACACCAUGUACAUCUGUAACAACAAUGACAACAACAAGAAAGGAUCUGUCAUAUUUUUCUCCGGUCUGUUUGACCCGGGAGAGGUGACUUUGGUGCCGCCACAAAGUGUGACCUCAGUAACGGGCAGCGUCACAGGAAGAAGAAUCCAGUGUGUAUUUGAGGCACCGUUAUUUAUCUCAAUGGGAAGAAGCCUAACAAACAGCCUGUCACUCGGCGAAGGAAAACAGGCAAUCUCAGACAACGGAACUAUAGAAACUCCAGAAAUCACAUACCGAGGGGUUGGAAUAGACUUUAACAAUACAAACUCCACUGUACCCGAAAAUUUGAUUUCCAUAAAUGCAAGCACAACCACUGUAGCUGCCAGCACUGCCACCAGUGCGGUGACUAGUGCAACCACACCUACUGCAGGUGCCACUGCAGCUACCAACAUCACCACUGCAGCUGCUACUGUAAACAACAAUGCAACAGCAACAACCUCAGCUGCCACAGCAGCUACCAACAUCACCGCCGCAGCUUCUACUGUAAACAACAAUGCAACAGCAACUACCGCAGCUGCCACUGAAGCUAUCAACAUCACCACCACAGCUGCUACUGUAACAACAAUGCAACAGCAACAACCGCAGCUGCCACUGCAGCUACCAACAUCACCGCCGCAGCUUCUACUGUAAACAACAAUGCAACAGCAACAACCGCAGCUGCCACUGCAGCUACCAACAUCACCGCCGCAGCUUCUACUGUAAACAACAAUGCAACAGCAACAACCGCAGCUGCCACUGCAGCUACCAACAUCACCGCCGCAGCUUCUACUGUAAACAACAAUGCAACAGCAACUACCGCAGCUGCCACUGCAACUAUCAACAUCAACACCACAGCUGCUACUGUAAACAACAAUGCAACAGCAACUACCGCAGCUGCCACUGCAGCUAUCAACAUCACCACCACAGCUGCUACUGUAAACAACAAUGCAACAGCAACUACCGCAGCUUCCACUGCAGCUACCAACAUCACCACCGCAGCUGCUACUGUAAACAACAAUGCAACAGCAACAACCGCAGCUGCCACUGCAGCUACCAACAUCACCACCACAGCUUCUACUG